This is a messenger RNA of Anguilla rostrata (American eel), 7692 nucleotides long. Its product is annotated as microtubule-associated protein 4-like. Bases 441 to 4097 code for a protein of 1218 amino acids. The transcript has 17 exons. Gene Ontology annotation, molecular function: microtubule binding. Gene Ontology annotation, biological process: neuron projection development; microtubule cytoskeleton organization. The record is from RefSeq and is a predicted model, not a curated record. NCBI's taxonomy places the organism in Eukaryota, Metazoa, Chordata, Actinopteri, Anguilliformes, Anguillidae. Gene Ontology annotation, cellular component: neuron projection.
GAGAGGGUAUCAAGGACUUAUAAUCACUCUUGAUAGUAGCGGCCCAGAGGUUUACCAGACAAUGAAGUGACCUGCAUUUUACAUUACGUUCAUUGUGCGCGUGUGGAAACGAUAACUCCAGGGCGAAGUCGACACGAUGGUACAGCAGUAGCCUACGUGUUGUGUCUGCUGCUAAUAAUUUCAGUGUCCUGCUGUGAUUUUGUCGUAUUUGUAGAGCUAACUGGCGAAUUGUUGUCCCAGUCGCGUAUCUGAGAUUUAGUUUCGGGGCCGCAGCAACGCGUGUGACUGACAGAUUUAGACGAUUAUUUAUGCUAUUGAUAAGGUUGUCAAAUUAUCACUGGUCGGCUACACGUCUGGCUGUGGACACAAUGUACAACUGCCAUUGUGGCAAAGAGUUGGAGCCUCUGAUAUACGCCCAAUACGCAGUCUAAACGCAGACAAUGGAUCUGAGUUUGACCGAUGCUCUGACCGAUGGCGUCGUGCCCCAGACUGGCUCAGAGAACCUGCUGCAGAGGGACUUUGUUGCAGCUCUAGAGGCAGAGAGCUACGAUGACAAAGUGGGGGAGACCAUUGGGAAGACAGAGUACCACCCCCUGCUGGACAAUGAUGGGAAAAAGGAAGGCUCUGGGAUGAUGCCAUCGGGACAGACACCACAGAACCAGGAUAUGCAGGGGGACAUGUGGUCCUUCCAGGCCGAACAGCAGGUCAUGAACGCAGACUUCCUGUCAGGCCCAGUCUCCGUGGGUGGAUUCCCAGGCCAGUGGGGUACCCAGCCCAUGGUCCCUGAGGUGAAGGCCAGCAGCCUCACAGACCCCUUCACAGGAUUCACCCAGCAGGGGAUGGACAUAAUGAAUAUGGAUGUGGGCAUGGCCCCCCUUUCCACUGCGAGGCCCCCCAGCAUGGCAGAGCCCCAGCAGCCAUCGCCUCUCAUUGCCUCCGUACCCCCAAAACUGGCCCAGAUGCCCAACAAGCCCAAUGAUCUGAAUCCCUUUGAGAGCCCGUUGGACAUCCUCAGUGCCCCCGACAACACUGCAGGAGUCCCGGGUGGCCCCUGGGCGGGCGAGGGUGGGCUACAGACGGACCUUUCCUUCACACCCAGUGACUCUGCGGCGAUCAGUUGCCAUGCCGAUGAGAUGGCAGAUUGCUCCCCUGAACCCCCGGGUGCAGACGAGUGCCACCAGCAGAGCGGCGGGGUUGAGGAGGAGAGGGGGAGCGAGGGAGGAGGAGGCAGGAGGCAGAAAAAGAAGAAGAAGAGAAGGCAGAGGGAGGAGAUGUAUGACGUCCUGGAGUCUCAGGGACCCCAGGGUGAAAACCACAGCCCCACCGGAGUCUACCCAGGCAUGGAAUGGGAGUUCGAUGAUGGGGGCAGAAUUGGGGCCAGGGGCAAGAAGGGCAAGAGCCGAAAGAGAAUCCCAGAGGAGUGGAGUGCCCUCCAGGAGCCGCCCCUGACAGCCCCGCCCCAGGGACCUGCCGGGGACCCCUGGUCCAUGAGCACCCAGUCCCAGGAGAGCUCCACCCAUGAAGCCCUCAGCCCGCUGAACAGCCCCACGCCUGCAGGGGCCGAGGAAUCGCCCACCACCCCCUCCACCCUGAGCUCUGAAGCCCCCCCCUCUGUACUUGCCAGCCUGGACAGUUACCUGGCUGCAGGGGCAGAUUCCUGUGACCCCAGCAUGGAGACGGAGAUCGCCCCCCUCCGCUCGGACCUUGCCGUCCCCCCAGAUUCCCUGCAGGAGAAGGGGCUUGUUGAGAAAGCUGUGUCUGUGGAGGACCCCUCCAAUUCCAGCUCUCUGCAAAAGUCUUCCACAAAGGAUGCCCCUGUGCCCUCUGCCCCUCCCCUCUCCCAGUCACCUAAUCCUUUCCAGGUUCCCUCACCUGCUGAAACACCAGUCCCUGCCCCUAUCCCACCCCCAUCUCCAACACCCUGCAAGGACAGCCCCCAUUUGGAACCACUGGUUGGAUAUUCCCCUCCCUCAACCACUGCAGAGGCUCCAGUUCCCAAAGGUGAUCUUGUUGCGUCCGCUAAUCACAACGAGCCUGUUCCUGUAAGCCCCUCCCAUACUCCACCCCCCUAUUCCCAGACCCCUCCCAUUACCAGCUCUUCCUGCGCACCUUCUGGUUCCUUCCCCAUGGUGAGCUCCGCCCUGAACCCUGCAGCCCCACCCUUUUUUCCCAGCCAGUCAGAGUACCAGGAGCCCCAGCUGGAGGGCUGGAGGGAGGAUGAGGGGCCGGCAGACCCCUCAGUGACUGAAGUGAAAACCGAGAAGGCCGACAAGCCAGAAAAUGUGGAAAAGAUGGACAGCUUCCCGAAGACGGAGAAGCUGGACAUGCCUGAGAAGACAGACGAGCCAGAGAAGAUGGACACGCCAGAAAAGGCAGAAAAGAUGAGCGGCUCCCCGAUGAUGGAGAAGGUCGAUGUGUUUGAGAAGAGAGGCGAGUGGGAAAAGGUGGAUAAAGCGCGUGAGUUUCAAAAGGAAGAUAAGGAAGGGAAGUGGGAGAAAGAAAAGGCUGAGAAAGACAAGGCCGAAAAAGACACGACUGAGAAAGACAAGACUGAGAAAGAAAAUAUUGAGAAAGACAAGGCUGAGAAAGAAAAAACUGAGAAAGACAAGACUGAAAAUGAAAAGACGGAGAAAGACAAGAUUGAAAACGAAAAGACGGAGAAAGACAAGACUGAGAAAGAAAAGGCUGAGAAAGGCAAGACUGAGAAAGGUGAGCCCAAGAAAGACAAGCCUGAGAAAGUGGAUCAGCAGAAGAUGGGCAAAGCGACUGAGAAGCCCCUUAAGAAGGAGAAUGGCCUGAAGACUUCCAAAGCACCGGAGAAGGUGACUGCAAAAGCAGCUGGAAAACCUGCAGCAGCUGCUGGGACCAGAGCAGCGCCAGGCAAGGACCUGCCCAGCUCUGAUAAGAAGACAAAGCCCUCUGUUGCGCCGGCCAAGGCGAGCUCCGCCAAAACGCGGCCAGCCUCGCUGCCCUCCGGGGCCCCCGCGUCCAAACGCCCACCCCCUACCUCCACCAACUCCCUCUCGGCCCCCAGCAAAAAAAUCCCCGCCCCCACCAAGGCCACCACCCCCACCGCUGUUACCAAGCGGCCCUUGCCUGUUGCCAGCCACCCAACUGCCUCCGCCCGUGAAGCCAAGCCCAAGACUGAAAGACUCCCCCCUGCGCCGAAGGCCAACACGGCGAAAUCCUCAGCCCCUAGGAACGGGUCCUCCAGCACCACCGCCUCCAAAGCACCUGGCGCCCCCCGCGUGCCCCUGUCCAACCGCACGUCCGGCAGCGCCCCCUCUCUGCGGCGCUCCACCCUCCCCAAGACAGAGAACAAAGCAAGCGAGACCAAGAAGCUCAGCACUCUAAAGAGCACAACAGCAGACAGUAAUCGUCCCAGGACCAGCCCUGGCACUGGGGUCAGCAGCACGGCACGCACCCGCCCCACUAAACCCCCCACGCCCACCUCCGCCGCGCCCGAUCGGAAGCCCCUCGUCCCGCGGGCCCCGCGGUCCUCAGCCCGCCCCAGCACCGCCCCGUCGCCCGACAUCAAGAACAUCCGCUCCAAGGUCGGCUCCACGGACAAUAUGAAGCACCAACCUGGUGGGGGCAAGGGUUCAUCAGCACAGGGCAGGACUGACGCCCUGGCACAAUCCUCCCUCUCCAAAGAGACCAGCCAGGGCAAAGUUCAGAUAGUCAACAAAAAGGUGGACUUCAGCCAUAUCACCUCACGCUGUGGCUCCAAGGACAAUAUCAAGCAUGUUCCUGGGGGGGGGAAUAUCCAAAUUCUCAACAAGAAAGCUGACCUGAGCAAAGUUUCCUCCAAGUGUGGCUCCAAGGACAAUAUCAAACAUAAACCAGGAGGUGGUGAUGUGAAAAUCCAGUCCCACAAGGUCAACUCCAAAGUUUCAUCCAAAGUGGGGUCAAUGGAUAACAUGAACCAUGAGUCAAAGGACAACCUUGCGAAGGGAGAUGUAGCUCCCUCUAGUGGUGCCCUGGACACUGAACCAGAAAGCACAGUCCAGGACAACGGCCUGAAGCUGACAGCCAACCUGGGUGAUGGGUUUUGGGACCCCCAGGCCCUGGACACACGCAUUCCUGAGACAAAUUGAGGCACAGAAGCUGUGCUUUAGCUCAGACAACCUGGCCCCGCCCGCCUGCAAUGAUUCUCUUGGGUCCACCGGCUUCUCCACCCCCACCCCACCCCACCCCCCCAUCCCAUUCCCAUAUCGCCUCCUUCUCUGCACCUGCCAGGGGUGUGCAACAACACACUAGCAAGGAAUCAAUCUCAGUCUUCCCAGGCUCCCACACACACACACACACACAAAGAUAUACACAUACCUAAAUGCAGACAACACACAAACAUGCACAUACACACACUGACACACGCAUACAUACGAACACGCGCAUACACAAACGUAUAAUAUAAAGGUUUAUAUUAUCUGAGCAGUAGACUGUAUGACUCACAUAAAUCUGGUGUGCUUGGUGACCAUGUUCGCAUAAUUAAUGUAACAGAUGAACCGUGUUCUAAUAUCUUUACCUCUUUUUUUUUGCACUUUGCUUUUAUUUUUUAAUGAAGGAAAUCAGUCCUUGCCGUGAGGGCACACAAAGUCAUACACACACUGCGGUGUCAUGAAGGAAUGCUGGGAAAACGGCCACCUGACCUGGCGUAAGCUCAUCGGUCAAAUGUCUCCGACUUUUCCCAAGACCUUAUUGUAAGUAGAAAGCGGGAGGGAUGGCCUUUUCCCCAUCACUGCCUCAGACACCGUGGUGUAGUUACACAGACUGACUUACCUCCACUGUGAGCUUCGAAGCAGGAUGGAGAGGGAUGUGAAUGGGGGGGGGGGGGGGGGGGGAUGAGAAUUCUGAGAAAGUGAUUAAUUCUGCUUGUGAUGUAUAUUUGUAACUGAAUGAAAAAAGUGAACUGGUCCCAUGCCAAUGCAGAAAUGAAGGGAUCUGUGUGGCCUCCUUGUACAGAUAAAGGGACUGUCCUUAAAAAGACAAACAGACAGAAGGCCAAUAUUAUCGUUUAGUGGCCUAGCAGACUCAUAACCCUUUGAGGCUUAAUAUUUAAAUUAAUUAACUGUAUUAACCUAUUGCAUUGGUUCUCUUGCCCAAGCUUUAGGGCUCAGCCUUUCUUUGAAUGAAUCAACUUAUGGGAAAAAUAGGCAAAAUGAUGUAUGUGUGUGGGGAGCAGCAAUGGGUACAUAACUUCCAUAAAGCUGAAGGGGGCUGCCUCAUCUACAGUAUCCUGCACAUGUCUUGUUCCAGUAGUCAGACCUAUGUACUCUUUGAAUAUCUGUAGCAAAGUGGUGAAACCUCUAGUCAUUGAUGUAACCCUGCAACUGUGGAAGGAGUAGGGUGGGACACCUUUGUAUAACCUAAAUGUGCCACAGUGUGUAAAUGAACACUAAUUAUGGACUGUAUGCAAGAACUUUCUCAUCUGAAAUUCACAUGUAUUAAUAUUAAAAAAACAUUUUUUUGCAUACACCACCUUGGCUGCCUCGAGGGGGGGAGAGAGAGAGAGAAAGAGAGGGAGGGGGAGAGAGAGAGAGAGAGAGAGAGAGAGGGUGCUUUGGUUGGCUGGGGGCAGAGAGAGGGAGGGAGGAUGUGGGCCUAACUGGGGGAAGUAAAAAUGAGCAGGCAGGGGAAUACAGACAGGAGGAGAGGGGGAAAGAGGCUGUGGAAAACUACUGAGAGAGACUGAGGAACAGUAGAGCGAGAGCAAGAAAGAAACUGGCCUACCUAGCAACAGAGAGUAUAUCCGGCUGUGAAGCUGAAACAAGGUGGAGUGGCUGAGGAAGGGGUGGAGCCCAGGACUGUCUGAUUAAACAUGCGGGUGUGUGUGUGUGUGUGUGUGUGUGUGCGUGCCUGUGCAUGUACACGUGAGCAUGCGUGACUCCUGCUCUCUCCUGUUCCCACUGAUUCUGACUGCUACUGUAGCUGCUGAGACCAUAUGGCAUACUUUAGCUUGCUCUAAGUAUAACGAUGUGCACUUUAAUCAUAUUUAAGUAUACUAAAGUAAAUGACAGUAUAUGCCAGCAUGCUCUAAGUAUAUCGCUAUAUACACUUUAAUUUGUAAUAUUUAAGUGUAGUAAAGUGUAAAAGAGUAACCUUAAAAUACACUUCAGCAUACUCUAUUGUUUGCAUACUUAACCCACCUUAAUCACUCCAGAUCAGCAGUUGACCCCAUUAUCACCAUUAUACAGAGUAGUGCUUAUAAUGCAGAGCUAGUGCCUGAAAUCAUCACAAAGAAGCACCUAAUAUAUGACAUAUAGUAUGUUAUGAUGAAGAGCUUUCCUUUUGUUGGGAGAAUGUGUAUCCCUGUUUACACAGAGUGGUAUAAUAGUAGUGGGCCCCUUGUCACCAUGUCAGUGAAACAAAAGCUGGUGGACAUGCUGAAAAAUUGUUGCAACACAAAUCUCAAUUUUGUUUAGGUUUUAAUGUUAUGCAUUUUUGUCUGUAAAGCAACAUACAGUAAAGGUGAUCAUUUGUGACCGACAAAAUAGAAUCCAAACUGUUUCAGAGUAGUAAAGUAUUCAUUCAUGCCUGCACAAAGUACAUUAGGGACAUUUAAAAACCUAUUUAAACUAUAUGUUUUCAUAUAUACUUUGACAGGGAAGGCUUUUAGAUAUCUGCAGUAUGUCAAGUACAACAUGAGUAGUUGCUGAAUGUAUGGUGUAGCUCUCCCUUGUGGUGGGUGUGCUCACUGCAGCAGUUACUUAGCUUUGUUCUCCUGGUGCUAAGUCUGUCUUUAUGCUUGUCUCAGGCCAUUUUCAUUCUCAUUUAUCUUCCCUGAUUUUUACUAAUGACUUACACACUUCUUACUGACUUCACACAGUUGUAUAUAAAUGUAUGUCUUAUUUAUACACUAUAUCACAAUGGAAAAAGAAACCUUUUUUGGGCCAUAUGUAUGUUAAGUACAGCUGUAACAUUCAUUUUUAACUACUUCUGUACUCUUGAGAGUGUAGUGAAAAUCAGUGUUUGCCUUUUUGAAAAAGGGCUGAAGUAAAAGAAUGUUUUUAAAAUAAAAUGUAUUAGAGAAACAAGGUAGAUAUACACUACAGUAUAUAUGUGUAAUGUAUUUUUUUCCCCAGCCACUACAGGGUGGACAUGUGAGUGAGGUUUCAUUGUAGAGGCUAACAGACAGAGUGUUCUGUCUCUCUGCUUUGGCAACACACCACAGUCUGUUCCCCUCACACCCCAUUUUAAAUUAAAUUUACAUAGAUAUUAGUUCAUAAUAUCAGUGUGCCAUGUGAGAGUUGAGGACCCCUUGGACAUUAUGUGGCCAGAUGGGUCAGGGGUUAGAUUUGAUGUAUUUGUUAUUUUACCCCCCCUCCCCCACGCACACACACACACACAUGCACAGUAGCUCUCAUGUGUCUGAGACGAACGCCCUUUCACAACCUCUGUCAGUUUGCCAGUGUUUAUAUAGAGGAUCUCCUGUUAUACAAUGUGUUCCUGAAAAAGCAGUAAGGAGAAUCCCUUUCAUACCGUUGGUACUACAGCACGACAGUGCGUACACACACUUAUAGAACAAAUAAGAAGAGCAUGUAGAAGACAAUGGAUUUGUAAGGUAUAUUCUGUCAUGCAGGUUCUUUUUCUUUUGAUGUGGAACCUUUAUUGUCUGGCUUGAAAGAGAUGUUCGUUAUAGUUAAUUGUUAACUAGUGAUGUGCUAUUACUCAUGUAAUAAAAGGGGAAAAGUG